Tetrahymena thermophila SB210 is the source of this 678-nucleotide messenger RNA. Its product is annotated as transmembrane protein. NCBI's taxonomy places the organism in Eukaryota, Ciliophora, Oligohymenophorea, Hymenostomatida, Tetrahymenidae. The transcript has 6 exons. The record is from RefSeq and is a predicted model, not a curated record.
AUGUAUGAAGUAAAUUCAGAUAAAUUUUAAACAAAUUUAUAUGAUAAUAUCUAAUAGAAAUUUAGAAUAAAUACAAGUAUGCAAAAAGUUAUUGAUUAAAAGCAAUUCAAUCCUGUUUAUUAGGAUGAAAACUCUAACAAUCAUCAAGAAGAGAGUGCAGUUUAAAUAGAAAAUUUAAAUAUUAGCAUGAAUGAGGAUAAAAUUAGUCCAGAAAACGAUAGAUUCCCAUAUUGUAUUGUUUGGACUGCAUUACCUUUUAUAACAUGGAUCAUUCCUAUUAUUGGACACACAGGAAUAGCACUAUCUAAUGGAGUGAUUCAUGAUUUCGCAGGCCCUUACUAUAUAUCAGUUGAUAACUUUGCAUUUGGAAAACCAUUAAAGUAUGUGAAGAUAAAGCAUGACAAUAUUACUAAAGAAAAAUAUGAUAACGCGAUUAUUAAGGCAGAUAACAAAUUUUGCUAAAUGAUGCAUAAUCUCUUUUGUAACAACUGCCAUAGUCAUGUUGCAGAUGCAUUGAAUAAUAUGGGUUACUUAGGUAAAACUAAUUGGAAUAUGGUCUCUGUUUGGUUUAUUUGUCUUUGGUCUAGUUAAUAUGUUAGUUGGUGGAAACUUAUCCAAACUUACCUUCCUUUAACAAUCAUUCUCCUCGUUGCUUCCCUUUUAGGAUUCUUCAGCUGA